Molecule: messenger RNA, 357 nt
Organism: Homarus americanus (American lobster)
Lineage: Eukaryota; Metazoa; Arthropoda; Malacostraca; Decapoda; Nephropidae
Product: G-box-binding factor-like
Exons: 1
Coding region: 1-357 (118 amino acids)
Source: RefSeq, a predicted model, not a curated record
AUGGCGCAGCAACACAACAAUACACUAUGGCGCAGCAAAAACAAAUACACUAUGGUGCAGCAACACAAGAACAUACCUGCGGCGCAGCAACAGCAACACACUAUGACGCAGCAACACAAACAACACACUAUGGCGCAGCAACACAAGCAACAUACUAUGGCGCAGCAACACAAGCAACACACUAUGGCGCUGCAACACAAGCAACACACUAUGGCGCAGCAACACAAGCAACACACACUAUGGCGCUGCAACAAGCAACACACACAAGCAACACAAGCAACACACUAUGGCGCAGCAACACAAGCAACACACUAUGGCGCCUCAGGGUUUACUGCACUGCUACUUCACUCUGAAUAG